AUCGUCGGACCGUCAGAAGAUGCCGGCGAAAUAUCAUCUGGUCAUGGAAACGCUUCCCAGAUUCUCCCUCCGCCUUCUUCCGCUGUCUAUCGCCGCCGCGAAAUUCGCCGUGAUUACUCACCCGACCCGAUUACCCGUUUCCAGACCCGGGCCCUUCGGCCACGUGGCCUGUAAGCCCUAUAGUUAUUCGUCUUCCUCCUCUUUGAAGGCAAAUGCCGGCUGGUUUCUGGGUCUGGGCGAUAAGAAGAAAAUGAGCUUGCCGGAUAUAGUGAAAGCCGGAGACCCAGUUCUUCACGAACAGGCCCGAGAGGUCGACCCGGGGGAAAUCGGGUCGGAGCGAAUUCAGAAGAUCAUUGACGAUAUGGUGAAGGUUAUGAGAUUUGCUCCAGGAGUUGGUCUCGCUGCUCCUCAGAUCGGUAUUCCCUUGAGGAUUAUAGUUUUGGAAGAUACAGCAGAGUAUAUUAGUUACCAACCGAAAGAUGACAGUAGUGCACAAGAUAGACGCCCUUUUGAUCUCAUGGUGAUCGUGAAUCCGAAGCUUAAGAAGAAGAGCGACAGGACAGCCCUCUUCUUCGAAGGUUGUCUUAGUGUCGACGGAUUCAGAGCGGCAGUGGAGAGACAUCUUGAUGUGGAGGUGAUGGGGUACGAUCGGGAAGGCAAGGGGAUUACAGUGAGUGCUUCGGGGUGGCAAGCACGGAUCCUGCAACACGAGUGCGACCACUUGGAAGGAACGCUUUACGUGGAUAAGAUGGUUCAUCGGACAUUUAGGACCAUUGAGAACUUAGGCAUGCCUCUUGCCCAUGGUUGUCCUAACCUGGGCGCCCGUUAGGAGUUUCUUCAGUAUUUUGUUAGUGAAUUACUGUAUCUAUGAUGGAUUUGUUUUGAGGUUUCUUUAUAUGAAAUUUACUGUGACUUUGCAAUUUUUUAUGUUUAAGGGUCGUCAAUCCA
Messenger RNA from Tarenaya hassleriana, 948 nucleotides. Its product is annotated as peptide deformylase 1A, chloroplastic/mitochondrial. NCBI's taxonomy places the organism in Eukaryota, Viridiplantae, Streptophyta, Magnoliopsida, Brassicales, Cleomaceae. Gene Ontology annotation, biological process: N-terminal protein amino acid modification; peptidyl-methionine modification. Gene Ontology annotation, cellular component: mitochondrion; chloroplast. Gene Ontology annotation, molecular function: peptide deformylase activity. Bases 20 to 829 code for a protein of 269 amino acids. The transcript has 4 exons. The record is from RefSeq and is a predicted model, not a curated record.